GGAGUAACUCCACUGAUGUCAGUGUCUCCUGUUCUCCCUCUCUCAUCCCAAGGGGAUGUUCAAUUUCAUGGAGAGGUGUCACAUUCAAAACUGAUAAAAGGAACUAUUUCUUCGCACAUCUGGACCAGAUGCAGGCCUGAGCGAGCAUCUUCAGGCAGAGAAGCCCAAGGAAAGGCGCUGAAUAGCCUCAGGGCUGAGCCGAAGUUAACGAAAUGCCCUGGUGAUGAAAAGAGACGCAGAGCCUGGGAUUACCUGAGAGAAGAGGAGAAGGCACAAGAUGUUAUCCAUUACAGAGGCAACGCCCUGCCAAGGGAGUGUUUUGCGAAAAGUGGAUCCCAGCUCUCUGGACUGGAUCGAUCAGUGGUUUCAGAUGCCUCUGGAUGUUCAAUGAUAGCACUCUUCCAUACUGGAGCAGCAAAGAUUCCUCCAACCUUACUUCCAAGGGUGAGACAAGCUCUGUGCUCCCACCGCCUACGUUGCUUUCUCCAGGGGUGCGGCUCCACCUUAAACAGGAAACUGGCGUCCCACGGCUUUGGCGCGUCCAUGGCAGCAAUGUCAUCCUUCCCUCCACAGAGAUAUCACUACUUCUUAGUGUUGGAUUUUGAGGCCACUUGUGACAAACCACAGAUUCACCCUCAGGAAAUCAUUGAGUUCCCCAUUCUGAAGCUAAAUGGCAGGACGAUGGAGAUUGAAUCCACCUUUCACAUGUAUGUGCAGCCGGUGGUGCACCCUCAGCUUACUCCCUUCUGUACAGAGCUGACUGGAAUUAUUCAAGGCAUGGUGGAUGGGCAGCCAAAUCUCCAGCAAGUGCUUGAGAGGGUCGAUGAGUGGAUGGCGAAGGAAGGCCUCUUAGAUCCUAGCGUCAAGUCGAUUUUUGUAACCUGCGGAGACUGGGAUUUGAAAGUAAUGUUACCAGGACAAUGCCAGUACUUAGGGCUGCCGGUUGCUGAUUACUUCAAACAGUGGAUUAAUCUGAAAAAGGGGAGACGGAGAUGUCGUGUGCAGAAAGCAGGGAGAAAUGGAUGCGCAUACAGCUUCGCCAUGGGGAGCUGGCCGAAGAACGGGCUCUUAGACAUGAACAAAGGACUCAACCUCCAGCACAUAGGGAGGCCCCACAGCGGGAUCGAUGACUGUAAGAACAUCGCCAACAUCAUGAAGACGCUGGCCCAUCGAGGCUUCAUCUUCAAGCAGACCUCCAAGCCCUUUUGAUCGGCGGGGCGGGCCGGGCCGGACAGGGCUGCAUGCGGCCGGCUCCUCCGCUGCGGGAGGACGGGCGAUAGCAUUCAAACGGCAACCGAGGACAGAGGCGACGCCACACCCAGCUCCGCUGUUACGCCAGUAGAGGUUGUAUAUAUGGAAAGGAAAAUCUGUGUAGACCCGACGUGGAUCCCCCUGUCUGGGCUGCUCCGGCCAUCGCCCGCCACGCCCCCGGAGCCGCCCAGGGCGCUUGCACCACCUGGUUAGAGCCGUAGUUCCUUCGUCUUUCUUCGCCCCGGUUUCCGUUCCCCCUCGCGCCCCCCCGGCCAUGGGUCGCCCUCUUUCUUUUCUGUGUUUGUUUCCCUUUCGCCGGGCGCUGCCGGGCGACCCGCCAGGGCUGCGUGGGAGCCGCGCCCCCGCCCCGCCCCCCCCCACUCCUCUCCCCGUUGCAGUGAACACUAACCCCGCUCCCCGAUGUGUGUCAGCAACCCGGCUUUCUGCUCCAGCUCAAGUGCCUGUAUUCUCUGCCCGCCGGCUUCCAGCCAGGGCUCCGGGAGCAGGGGGGGCGGCUUGUGCCUCUCCCGGGGGCGGGUGGGGGGCUCCUGCCUGGCCCCCCACUCACCCCUGCUGAAGCGAUUCCAGCUCCUGGGGGCACCAGGUCCAUUGCUGGCAGUGGACGCACCAGCAAGUGCUGGCACAGAACGACGGUCAUUCCUCUGCCCCCCACGGUCCCACCGCUCCAGGCACGGGGUCCGUCCGCUGCAUGAGCCCCUCCCCUGCCCACCCACCUGAGCUGCAGCUCUGCCCUCGCAGGCUCCCUGCUGAGCUCAGCAGCAGCUGGCUUGUUGCCUCUUCCCCUCCAACUAGGGGGCUCUUGGGCCCCGUCCUUCAGGUGGGUUUGGGGGCAGGCGUGGGGCAGGCCCCAUCCCCCUCAGAGCCCCAGGGCCAUGGAGCUCCUGCAGAUCAGCCAGGACUCCAGAUCCCUGCUGAGCCGAGCCCGCGCCUGGCGCUGGCCCAUGGGGAUGCUGCAGUGCCGGUGCCCGUGCUCAAGUGGCACCGGGACCCGCCAGCGCCCGGGCUCCCUCCUGCCCUGCAGCCGGGGGCUGAGCCGGCUCGGUCACCAGAAAGAAAAUACAGGCACUGAACAUAGCGGUAACCAACUGCAUGGUGUGUGGUGUUCAGCUCAACCAGCCGAUAACGCAAACCCACCAUCCUCAUCGUCUAGUUAUCCUGAUCCUUGCUGUAAAUGUGCCACAUGAAUAAAGUUUGGGGAAAAAGGCGCCUGUGUGUGUGUGUGUG
This is a messenger RNA of Mauremys reevesii (Reeves's turtle), 2496 nucleotides long. It is a transcript of the gene ERI3, whose product is annotated as ERI1 exoribonuclease family member 3. Bases 16 to 1209 code for a protein of 397 amino acids. The transcript has 10 exons. Gene Ontology annotation, biological process: exonucleolytic trimming to generate mature 3'-end of 5.8S rRNA from tricistronic rRNA transcript (SSU-rRNA, 5.8S rRNA, LSU-rRNA). Gene Ontology annotation, molecular function: 3'-5'-RNA exonuclease activity; nucleic acid binding. The record is from RefSeq and is a predicted model, not a curated record. Lineage: Eukaryota; Metazoa; Chordata; Testudines; Geoemydidae.